Molecule: messenger RNA, 2204 nt
Organism: Silurus meridionalis
Lineage: Eukaryota; Metazoa; Chordata; Actinopteri; Siluriformes; Siluridae
Gene: slc22a15
Product: solute carrier family 22 member 15
Exons: 12
Coding region: 144-1574 (476 amino acids)
Biological process (GO): transmembrane transport
Cellular component (GO): membrane
Molecular function (GO): transmembrane transporter activity
Source: RefSeq, a predicted model, not a curated record
UGAGUGCGUUUGGGAUUCGGGUGCAGGAAUUUCGUUUUCCGUGUCUCCAGCGCCAGGAUAAGCUGCUUGGUUUCAUUCGUUUUAAGCAGAUGUUUAGCUUUUAAAGCCAUGUGAGAUGUUCUGUAGGGAAAUAUUUCUCCAAAAUGGAUCUGGAAGAAGCAUUUCAGCUGGUCGGAGAGUUUGGAGGACACCAGAAAAGGAUGGUUGCUGUGUUGGUACUGCUGCAGAUCUACAUGGCCUGUCAGUGCAUGUUUAUCGUUUUGAUCGGUGCCGUUCCUGAGUACCAGAUGGAGGCCGUGACACAGCGAGGAGGAGAUUCCACACAAACUGUGACCUUCAAGGAAGACGUCAGCUCCAUCGUGACGGAGUGGUACCUGGUCAAAGAGGAGGCGUACAAAGUGAGCCUGGCAGGAUCGCUGUUUUUUGUUGGCGUGCUCGUGGGGAACGUGCUGUUCGGACCCAUGUCUGAUAAAAUCGGCAGGAAACCCAUCUUCCUCAUCAGUCUGUUUUUGGAGUUGCUGUUGGCCUAUGGCAGUGCUCUGGCCCCCAAUUACGAGCUCUUUGCUCUGUCACGAAUGAUGGUGGGAAUGAUGAACGGAGGGAUGGCGCUGGUCUGCUUUAUUCUCUCGCAGGAGUACGUGGGUAAAGCCUACUGGGCUCUGACAGGCACAAUAACCAAUAUGACCUUUGCAGUGGGCAUCGCUCUGUUUGCUCUUAUCGGCUACUACAUCAGGUCCUGGAGAAACCUGGCUACGGCUGUUAACUGCCCCGGCGUGCUGCUCUUUUUUUUCUGCAUCAUGCUGCCCGAGUCUCCACGCUGGCUGUACUCUCAGGGUCGCACGGCACAGGCAGAGAAAGUGCUGCAGGAUUUUGCUCGCCGGAAUGGAAAAGGAAGUGUGAUUUUGAAGCUGCGGAAAACUCCAGGCACAACGGGCUCAGGGACGUCCGGUGCAGGACUGCUGCAGCUGGUCAGCCAUCGUGUGCUGCGCUGCAGGACUGUCGUCCUCAUGUAUGUCUGGUAUGCGUGCAGUCUGGUGUAUUAUGGACUGACGAUGAAUGCAAGUGAUGAUAAAGGAAACCUAUAUCUCACUGUAGCCAUGUACGGCCUGGUGGAGCUGCCAGCUUACCCACUGUGCAUAUACUUCAUAAAUAAGGCCUGGUCAGGGAGACGAAAAUCUUUAGCGAGUUUUCUUAUCCUCGCCGGCCUGUGCUGUCUUCUCUCAGUGGUGGUGCCUGUUCAAUCUGGUUCAGUGAUCAGUGGCAGCUCUUUUGCUCUGUUGGGAAAACUGAUGGUCAGUGCUGCUUUCAACAUUGUCUAUGUGUACACAUCAGAACUUUAUCCCACUGUUAUCAGGAACGCAGGGCUUGGUGUGUGCUCCAUGUCUUGUAGGGUUGGAGGAAUUUUAGCUCCUUUUGUGCCCAGUAUGGACUGCAAAAGUGGUUAUAUGAGUUACAAUAAUGUACCUAUCACCCCAGACAAGUCUGGCCUCACUGGAUGUUUUGCUUUUUUGUUUUAUUGCACCUCUGGCACCAACGAUCACGCCAUGCUUAAGAUCCUUGAGAGUUUGCCAUGAACAUUAAUACGAAGCUCUUGACAUGCAUCUGCAUGGUUUUAUGCACUGCAUUGGGAUAAUUGCAUAAAUAAACAAGCGUACAGGUAUUUCUAAUAGAGAGGCUGUUUGCACAUUGCCAUACACAGAUUCUUUUUUGAGAUACACUGAUUUUAGCUAUGACGUAGAGACCUGCACAAACGGGUGCGGCGGGGGACAAGAUUCGUGUGAGAACGGUAAAAUACUCACUGGACUACUAGAGCACACGAGGCACAACGUCUGAAGCACAAGACAGGAGAACAUGUUUUAUUAAUUAAAAUUAACAGGCGUUUUCUUUUCUUUUAUAUUCAAAAGGGAAGCAUGUGAAACUAAAAAAGGGAGUAGCAGGAAAAAGCAGUCAGUGCAUUGGAAAUCAAACUACUUAUACAUUUUAUCUGCGGGCUUUCGUGAGUGGGAUACAACUUAAAUAUUGCAAGCGGGUGAAAAUAACAGAUUUUUGCAGGGGCGAGAAUGCAAAAUCCAUCCCGCUCUACCUGUCGGCGGGAGAAGAACAAAACUUAAAUAUUGCGAGCUGGAGAAAAUUAUAUAUUUUGCGGGAGUGGGACUGAAAAAUCCGUCUCGUGCAGUCCUCUAAUUUGACGUGUUUUGUUGUUC